Messenger RNA from Perognathus longimembris pacificus (Pacific pocket mouse), 1154 nucleotides. It is a transcript of the gene Abo, whose product is annotated as ABO, alpha 1-3-N-acetylgalactosaminyltransferase and alpha 1-3-galactosyltransferase. NCBI's taxonomy places the organism in Eukaryota, Metazoa, Chordata, Mammalia, Rodentia, Heteromyidae. Gene Ontology annotation, molecular function: glycoprotein-fucosylgalactoside alpha-N-acetylgalactosaminyltransferase activity. The transcript is spliced from 7 exons. The record is from RefSeq and is a predicted model, not a curated record. The coding region runs from base 98 to 1147 and encodes 349 amino acids. Gene Ontology annotation, biological process: carbohydrate metabolic process. Gene Ontology annotation, cellular component: vesicle; membrane; Golgi apparatus.
GACAGGGCGGCUGCACCGGGCUGGCUCUGUUCCUGAGGUCUGGCCUGCGCUGAGCUCCUGCCGCUCAGCAGACUCUGCUUCCAGGUGCCAGGCAGCCAUGGAGCCCAGAGGAUGGCUGAGGACUUACUUGCUUCCCUCUGGGGUCCUUCUACUGGUGAUUCUCACUCUGGUCUUCUUCAGCUACGGGUUCUUCACCCCAAGCACCCAGGCACCGGGAGGCCUGGGAGCUGUGACCAGUGUGGAUGUGGAGGAGCCGGAGCAGCAGCCGGGUGGAGCCUUGUCCAGGUUGGCGUAUCCCCAGCCGAUGGCACUGACGCCCACGAGGAAAGAUGUCCUCGUCCUCACUCCGUGGCUGGCCCCCAUCAUCUGGGAGGGGACCUUCAACAUUGACAUCCUGAAUGAGCAGUUCCAGCUUCAGAACAUCACUGUGGGGCUAUCCGUGUUUGCCGUCAAAAAGUACGUCAACUUCCUGAAGCGGUUCCUGGAGUCUGCGGAGCAGCACUUCAUGGUGGGCUUCCGGGUCAACUACUACGUGUUCACCGACCGGCCGGCCGCCGUGCCCCGGGUGGCGCUGGGGCCGGGGCGGCGGCUGGCGGUGCGGCCCGUGCGCGGCUACGCGCGCUGGCAGGACGUGUCCAUGCGCCGCAUGGGCGUGCUCAGCCAGUUCCUGGCGCGGCGCGGCGCGGCCCACGUGGCCUACCUGGUGUGCGCCGACGUGGACCUGGAGUUCGCCGACCACGUGGGCGCGGAGAUCCUGAGCCCGCUCUUCGGCACCCUGCACCCCGGCUUCUACAGGGCCAGGCGGGACGCCUUCUCCUACGAGCGCCGGCCCGGCUCCCAGGCCUACAUCCCCCGGGACCAGGGCGACUUCUACUACAUGGGGGCCCUUUUUGGGGGGUCAGUGGCGGAGGUGCAGCGGCUCACCAAGGCCUGUCACGAGGCCAUGGUGCGGGACUGGGCCAACGACAUCGAGGCUGUGUGGCACGACGAGAGCCACCUGAACAAGUACCUGCUCCACCACAAGCCCACCAAGGUGCUGUCCCCCGAGUACUUGUGGGACCCGCACAUGCUCUCCCGGCCCUCUGUUCUGAGGAAAAUGCGGUUCAUAGCCGUGCCCAAGAACCACCAGGAGAUCCGCAACAGAUAACAGGACU